AUGACUACGGCCUCAGCGCCUGCAGCUUCCAUUGAACCUGGCGAUCCAUUUAUUCGACACACAAAGAAUAAGAUCGCCUCGUUAUCAAAUAAAAACAAAGAGAUGCUUGACGAUUUGAGUAAAUUAUCGCAAAAUACAUCACAAGCAUUAACCGCUAUAAAUAUGAUACCACCACAUCUAAAUAAUUCCGAGAAAGAUAUUGAUAAGUUGUUCGACGGAUUAAAAUUUAAAUCACGAAGAAAUAGUUUCCAGCAAUCAUCAUCUAUUCCGCGAAUUGAUUUAUCAUCGAAUAAUAGCUCACUAUAUGUCUUAGGAGUUGAUGAUGAAUUAAGGAAUGGAACAGAAACAAUUUUAGAAGAGGAGGAAGAACAAGAAACAAUAUCAACAGGAAGAAAUUCUUUAAAACCCGAUACAAUUCGGUAUAAAGGAUCAAAAUCGGACUUUAAUUACAAUUCGGGUGAAUUAGAUUGGAAAUAUCUAUCAGCAGAAACUAAUCAUUCAGAUUCAGAGAAUGCUAAUAACGAGAAUUUGAAUAAUGACGACAAUAAUAUUGGGGUUAAUAAUGUUGAAGAAAGAGAUUCAAUUGGCCGAUUUUGCAAUAGUAAAGUUCAUCCUCAUUUAACAAUAAAUACAAAACCAGUCCAAGAAGCAAAUCGACGAUUAAUUACUCCAGAAUCAUCUGAUUCCGAAUUUGACCUAUCGAGCGCACACAUUGCAUUAUCACCGGAAAUAUUUCAUAAUAAAAAUUCUGGACGUAUUCGACCGAGGUCAAUGUCUGAAUCUAGAGCUACAGUAGGCAACAUUCGACGAGAUCGUUCAUCAACUAUGGCAUUUUCUUCACUUGAUGAGGUUGAUGAAGAAGACAACUCUGCAUUAUCACCAGAAAUUUUGGAUUCAUCUUCGAAGACUCUUAAUCGAUAUAAUGAGAAUGAAAAACGUCCGUUGAUCAAACCUUUAGUAUUAACAAAUGGACGAAAUCGAAACUCUGCACAAAGAUUUCUGGAUGAUUAUAAUUUAGGCGAAAAUUAUAGAUCAAAUAAAUUUCAUCGUCGAGCAAUCGAUGAUUCAUUAUGUCCAUCUGGAGAUAUUGCUGAUGAUAAUAGCAGCAUUCGUUCCGAAAAUUCUUUACUUGAAGAAUUGGGUGCAUUAAAGAACAGAGUAAAGAAAUUAGAAGCAGAACAUGCAGAACAACGCGCAAGUGUGAUUAUAGAUGAUGGUGAUCGACGUAGAGAUCGGCAAUCAAAUACGGAAAUGCUUGUAUCACCUGGUGUGAGUUCACAAGGUGUCCCAAGUCCAACAACUACUAAUUCAUCAAGAAAUUCUUUUAUUCCUUCAGUACAACACCAAAAACAUCUUCAAAAUGCUUUUGACUUUUUCGAAAAAUCUUUCAACACAAUACCAAAUCAACCAAAUGACGAUGAUUCAUCACCUUCGCCUUCUCAUUCAAUGGCAAUGGUUGUAUCAGCUGCACAACAACUAAAUCAUAAGUUACGUAGUCUUUCAUCGCAAAACGAAAUGAAUAAUGGACAAUUCACUGAAAGAACAAUAAAAGAAUUAUUAAAAACUAGUGAUGAACAAAUUCGUAGUUUAACGGAAUGUUUAUUAGCAUUGCCAACAUUAAUACCGAAACCAUCACCACAUCCGUCUUCACAUCCAUUCUCAUCAACAACACAAACGAGAAAACCUGUAUAUGAACAUAAUCAGUACAGUUCACUGCAUAAACAAAAUCUGAAUGAUACUGUAUCUCAUCUCGGAAUACAAACAAAUAAUAACGUGCGAAAUGGAAGAUCAAUUUCCCCUAAUAAUAAUCAAAGAUCUGGACAAUUAACCCAUGAUUCAAAUAUAAAUAUGGAACAUUCAAUACAAAGAACUUCAAAUGAUCAAUCAUCACCACCAAAUUCUUAUUACGGUAUUGCACACAAUUCACGUCAAACUAAUAAAAAUUCACAGCCGCCAUCCCCAAGAUUAGGACCAGAUUCUUUGCAAAUAUCAGCUACCUCGCGAACACAAGAUUACCGAGAAAGACGACGACGUUUUUCUGGUGGAUCUCAUGGUUCACAUGGAUCUUUUUCUGGUACGCUUCCAUCAUCUUCACCUUCGCCGCCACCACAAGCAACUCCAUCUUCUCAAAUCUCACAUCACAAUGAUCAACAACAUCAAGCACCUUCAAAUUCAAAAUCUUUUAUUGAUCGAGAGCGAAGAUUCGCUCAUCGUUACAGUCUUUCUUCAUCAAGUACUGCGAGUAAUGGCUAUAACAAUCAUAGUAACAGUAAUAGUACCGUUUCUUCUCCAACCACCACCACUAUUCCAACUAGGAUAGGGACAAGGUUUUCUUCUUCUACAAUAGCUCGUAAUAAUGAAGAUUCAUCCUCUCACCCGCUUCCACGUCCAUAUACAACACGUACUUUCUCUGAGGAUUCUCAUAGUGGAAUAUCCGGGAGAACACAGACACAAAUACGAAAUUAUGAUCAUACUCGUCGAUACCAAUUUGAUGGAGCUCAUGGUCCAUCAGAGAGAAGUUUUGAGAGAAGAACGCUUAAUCAUAGUAAUAAUAGUAAUAGCAGUGGAGUUGAAAAUGAUUAUAGCCAUUCACAUUUUGAAACAUCUGCUAGCCAAGAUCUCAAACGAACCGCUUCACAUAGCAAGCGAAGGGACACAUCACCGGAGAAUGAAGCAAAAUUUGAAGCUGAGAAUGGUGGUGAGGAUGUGGUAGUAGAAAAUGGUAUUACUACAAAUACAGCCGAAAAUAAUAAUAAUGGUUAUUCAUAG
Molecule: messenger RNA, 2769 nt
Organism: Ambispora gerdemannii
Lineage: Eukaryota; Fungi; Glomeromycota; Glomeromycetes; Archaeosporales; Ambisporaceae
Source: the annotation of a GenBank genome assembly